AAGUGUAAAGGAAGCGAUAAGUACAUACAUAUGCAUGUACAUAUGCAUGCACAUACAUGUAUAAGAAAUUAGAGAGAGAUUAUAAUGGAAGGCGGCCUCAGUAAAUAAAAUUGCAACAAAGAGACAAGUGUCUCUGGCUCCCGCUCGCUUGCCGCUCUCUGUCAGACCCUCUCUAUCGCUCUCUGUGAAGGGCAUUCCACAAAUAUUUCGUUUUGUUUUUGAUAAGCAUUCAGCCGCCUGAUAAGCUUUGAUAACAGUUAAACGGCAAAGCUUCGCGCGCGCUCUUUCUCUCUCCAUCACCACCUGCUCUCACGCGCUAUUUUGCUCUCCCGUACCUGCGGGAUAGGCAGGAACACGCACAGUCCCCGAACAGCUGUUGGAACGAGUGUCAUUCAAUGAGCAGCCGGUGGGAGCAACAACAAGAAAACAAAAAUAAAAAGCGACUCGAAAAAAGUGCAACAAAAAGAAGCUGGUAAUAUUCAAAAUAAAAGCUAAACAGAAAACCAUGGGCCGUGAUCGACUACCGGAGCUUUUGCAGCGCUCGCUGAGCUCUCAAUCGAGCUCCUCGUCUAACGGUUCACUCCUACUCAACGUGUACAGUGGGACAACAGAGUACAGCAACAGUAACAGCGACAGCGCAAACAGUUAUAGCAUCAAUAGCACCACCACCACCAGCAACAACAACAACAAUAACAGCAGCGAGAGCAAGGAUCGAGGGAGCAAGGACCGAGGGAGCACGAAAAUGGCGCAAUAUGGAGCCAAUGUAGACGACAUUCUUAAUCCGUACUCGCAGAUUCGGUUGCAGCUCUCACAGAUUGCCGCCAAUCUGGAGGCCAUGAACCGCAUGACUCAAACCAUCAAUCUGCGCACAUUUAAUGAAAACGAGAUGGAUGAUCUGCACAAUAAAAACUUGCGCCUUGGUAAUCAGUUGAUGAGCCGCUUCAGGGAUUUCAAGACCAACCUGCCGCCAGAGAACGACUAUAGCCUGGAAGCGAGAAUGAAACGAACCCUUUUCUAUGGCCUAUAUCAGACGUACAUCAAUUUGUGGCAGAAGAACGAGCUCUUUCUACAAAACUAUGAGCUGAAAAUAAAAAAGAACCUGCGCCUGCACACAAAAAUCAUCAAUUCGGAGGCCAGCGAGCAGGAAAUCGAGCUGCUCAUGGAGAACAAGACCACCAAACUCUUCGUGGACAAUUUCCUGCAAGAAACAGAAAAAGAGAGGCAGACCCUUCGUGAUCUCAUGGAUCGAUUCAACGAGCUGCGUAAGCUAGAGAAGUCCAUUGAGGAUGUACACGCCCUGUUUAUGCGCAUCCAAACGCUGGUGAUGGAGCAGAGUGAAACGAUACAGCGCGUGGAGUUCCAUGCCCAACAGGCUACUCUAUAUGUGGACAAGGGUGCCGUGGAGCUCGAUCAGGCCGAGAAGCACCAGAAGAAGGCGCGGAAGAAAAAGAUAAUGCUCAUUACUAUACUCGUUGCUGUGCUGCUAGUAUUACUAUUUGUUGGUAUUUAUUUGUAAGAGGCCACAUCAAAAUAAUGAACUUUUUUCACUACGUUUAAGAUUUAAGCUUAGAAAAUACAACUAAAAUAAUCAAAUCAAAACAAAA
This is a messenger RNA of Drosophila persimilis, 1604 nucleotides long. RefSeq names its product syntaxin-4. Gene Ontology annotation, cellular component: membrane; SNARE complex; synaptic vesicle. Lineage: Eukaryota; Metazoa; Arthropoda; Insecta; Diptera; Drosophilidae. Gene Ontology annotation, biological process: intracellular protein transport; vesicle-mediated transport; vesicle fusion. The record is from RefSeq and is a predicted model, not a curated record. Gene Ontology annotation, molecular function: SNARE binding; SNAP receptor activity. The coding region runs from base 506 to 1516 and encodes 336 amino acids. The transcript is spliced from 7 exons.